GAGGAAGACGAGGAGCCGCUGGGCGACGAGGCGUGGGACGACGACCAGGACCACACCCCCGGCGACGACGAGGACUACCAGAACGACAUCGUCUCGGGCUCCGGCUCCCCGCCGUCCUCGCCCGACCCUAACCAGCCGCGGUACUUCCGCAUGACGCUGCAUCUGCACGAGCCCUUCACGGAGGCGCUGAGGUCGCGCAACUCGCACGAGUACGAGCUGCUGGCCUCCCAGCUGCGCCAGGGCCUCGAGCAGCUC
Messenger RNA from Gryllus bimaculatus (two-spotted cricket), 255 nucleotides. The record is from the annotation of a GenBank genome assembly. NCBI's taxonomy places the organism in Eukaryota, Metazoa, Arthropoda, Insecta, Orthoptera, Gryllidae.